Molecule: messenger RNA, 447 nt
Organism: Microdochium trichocladiopsis
Lineage: Eukaryota; Fungi; Ascomycota; Sordariomycetes; Xylariales; Microdochiaceae
Exons: 1
Coding region: 1-447 (148 amino acids)
Source: RefSeq, a predicted model, not a curated record
AUGGCCAGCUUCACCACAUUCCGCUCCGUGGCGCGCCUCGCCAGCGCCACAAAGUCGCCAGUAACUCCGACUCUUAGAUCUUCUGCACCAGCCUCAGUCCGACCACAAGCCGCAGCAGCGUUCCACCAAUCUGCUUUAGCCAGGAUGGCAUACAAAGACGAUCAGGACCGCGAAUCCCUCAAGCCCAAGACGCACGAGUACUCCAACGAGGACAGUGAAGCCGCUCACAGCUCCGCGGCCUUCGACCCUACCAAGACGCGGCCCGAGUCUGAGGGCGCCGAGGCCAAGAAGGACAAAAGUCUUGGCGCUGGCGGUGCCGCGCUCGACGGAAGCCCCACAGACAAGGCAACCGCGGAGGCGGGACGAGGCAAGACCGAGGAUAAACCCGGACAGGGCAGCGGCAAGGCUAGCCACACUGGCAGUGCGCCGAAGAGUGGCAAGCCUUGA